AUGCCGAAUGGUCGUAAGCGUGCAGUGCGUGCACGUAAAGAGAGAAAUGCACUGCUUGCUUUGGAUCACCUCUAUCAUCCUUCGGCGGAGUCCGUCACUUUUGAUCAACUUCCUUCCAUUCGUUUUACACAUCUUCGUAUUCAUCCGACAUUUGGUAAUACAAAGCACAUGACAGUAUUCGAAGUAUAUUUUGCUGUAAAAUAUAAUUUCAUGGAUUUAUCUCGAUUACCACCUAUUCGUGUGUUCAGACAUGAAGGUCAUUUGUGGAGUGUUGACAAUCGUCGAUUGUGGGUGAUGCGUCAGGUGAAUGAUUGGCAUAUUGAAGGUCCAUACAUCGAGCGUCAAUCGCCCAUUCGCUUUCAAGAAUUUACCAUGAAGCACCGUGGUCUAAACGGCACAUCGGGCGAAGAUGUAACAUUUCACCGUGAUGCUCCACAUGAAUGUUGUAUUGAUGCAUGGAAAAGUGGAUCAUUAGACGAGCAUAUUGCUGUUAUUCAUCUCAACAUGACGCUAGAUGAAGUCAAACUUCUAUCUAGAUGUAUUUUACAUAAGGAGAAAUGUGACUGUAUAUACGAUGAAGAAUCUAACUGUCGAACGCUCUCAGGAAUGAUUAAUGCUCGUAAACGACGACUUAAUCAAAUUAAACAAACUAAUACAGAAACAAUCGAUAAAAUACUACAGGAGGAAUAA
Molecule: messenger RNA, 690 nt
Organism: Rotaria socialis
Lineage: Eukaryota; Metazoa; Rotifera; Eurotatoria; Philodinida; Philodinidae
Source: the annotation of a GenBank genome assembly